Meriones unguiculatus (Mongolian gerbil) is the source of this 6258-nucleotide messenger RNA. RefSeq names its product zinc finger protein 644 (gene Znf644). Gene Ontology annotation, cellular component: nucleus. The transcript is spliced from 7 exons. The record is from RefSeq and is a predicted model, not a curated record. The coding region runs from base 845 to 4795 and encodes 1316 amino acids. Gene Ontology annotation, molecular function: DNA-binding transcription factor activity, RNA polymerase II-specific; RNA polymerase II cis-regulatory region sequence-specific DNA binding. NCBI's taxonomy places the organism in Eukaryota, Metazoa, Chordata, Mammalia, Rodentia, Muridae. Gene Ontology annotation, biological process: regulation of transcription by RNA polymerase II.
GGGGGUCUGGUUCUGUCGUCGGCUUAGCGGAGGCCCCCGGCCGGGGUCCGGGCGUCCGGGCGGAGGCGGUGGCGGGCCCGAGGGUGGCGGAAGACGUCGCGGGGGGACGCGGCCCGCGCUGCCCGGGCCCGGGGAGCUGCGCCCUCGGCCGGCUCCCGACCCUCCGAGAGGACGCGUUUUGCCGCACAGGCUAAGAUGGCGGCGGCUGCCGAGGAGGCGGAGUCGCCGCUGCACAAGGAGCUUGGGCCGCGGGGUCCGGGAGGCGGCGGCCGCGGGGGGCCCCGGAACCUUAGGUCUGAUUCCCUGGCCCUUGUGUCCCUGGGAGCUUAAUCUCGGCCAGAGGAAAACAGGUGUGCUCCGUCCAGUUCUCCCGAGAACGCGAAGAUGAGUUGCCCCAGACCCUUCCCCGUGAUUGGAAACUUGGGUGGUUUCUUGGUGCGAGACUUCCACAGACGACUCUCGUGUUGGGAUCCAUCCGUGGUUUAGCGACAUUAGUGGAAAAGUUUUCUUCAACUGUUUAAAGUAACACUGACACAGAAAGCGUUGUUAUAAAGCUUAAAUUAGAUUUCAGAUUUUACGUGAUAAACUCGACGAGGACAUACCCAUGGCUUGGGGCCCUGAAACUUUGGUUCUGUUGCGUGUACAAGUUAAUUUCCACAGAAAUGCCAAAACGCCAUCAUCUGUUCUGGCCAAUCCUGAUUGAUGCCAAGUUUGCUGCAUAUGGGGGAUGUAUUAGUUUAGUUGAUUUCGGUCCCACGAAGGAAAGUGUUUCAGAACCUAAACAACCAAAGUUUCCCAAAGCAAGAAAGCCUGCUUCAGUGCCAUGUGCUUGAUUUAAUUUUGGAUGAGAUUAUUCUUGCAUCAAGAUGUUAAUAAGCCAAAAUUUAGACUAAAUGUGUUAAAUGAUCUUGCCAACAAUAUGGAUGAAUUGAAGAUAAACACCGAUCUUACUGGUGCUAAAGAAGAACUCCCAGACGACAGCAGUGGGGUCCAUAAACCAAAAGAGUGUCAGACGUCAUUACAAAGAGACAGCUCACUGACUCUGUCUGAAGAACUGUCAGAGGACGCCUCAGAAAAAGCCUUAACUGGGGGCCAGUCUGCUUUGUUUAUACCUUCCGGCUCUCCUGCUGUUUCUAGUGAAAACUUUACCAUGGCUGCAGGAGCUGUUGUUAAUGGACCAGUUUCACGCUCCUCCUUAACAAAGACUUCCAGUGUGAAUGAAGGUAGUGUUUCAUUAAGCACUGGACAGCCCGUGGACCAGCCGGCCACAGAGUCUUGUUCGGCUCAGGCAGCAGCCGACCUGCAGCUAGAGUCUACGCCACAAAAAGCAAGUCCACACCAAGUCCUGUUCUUGGUAUCAGAUGUAGCACGUGCUAAGACUCCAACCCAUUCCAUUAAAUUACCUACCUCUGCUUUAGCUGGUUGUGAUGUUCAGAAUUCAGGAGGGAGUGGUGUGAAGGCAGAGAGCACUUUACUAAACCAAGUAGAGGUGGGUGAGGGCAAUGAAGACAUAUUGGUGGAAGAUGGUUGUGUCAAUACAUUAGCAGGAAUUUCCUCAGGUACAGAUGAAUUUAGGUCAGAAAAUGAUGCAAACUGGGAUCCCCAAAAAGAGUUCAUUCAGUUUCUUAUGAGUAAUGAAGAAACCGUGGAUACACCCCCAGUUCACUCUAAAGUAGCAGGUCUAGAAAAAAAGAGAAAGCGAAAAAUGGAUGUAAGCAAAAUAACACGCUAUACAGAGGACUGUUUUCGCGAUUGUAAUCGUAUACCCAGUAAGUCAAAAAUGGUAGAAGUGGACUUUCUAGGGCAGAACUCGGAGGGACAAGCCGCAGACUCACAGAAAUACACACUAUCGAAGGUGAAGCCCGAAGCGGCGGAUGAAGACGGGGAGUCUGUGGACACUUUCCAGCGUCUGGUUUACGGCUCCGACAAGCGUGGAGACGAGGGCUCCCCAGUUGAUACUCGCACUUUUAUUUCCAGUACCUUCAAAAAGAAAUGUGAAGAGAGUGACUCUGAGUCACCUGCCGCCUUCAGUCCGGAGGAGCCGUCCUUCUACCCCUGCACAAAGUGCAACGUGAACUUCCGGGAGAAGAAGCACCUGCACAGGCACAUGAUGUACCACCUGGACGGGAACAGCCACUUCCGCCACCUCAACGUCCCCAGGCCGUACGCCUGCAGGGAGUGCGGGCGGACGUUCCGCGACCGCAAUUCGCUGCUCAAGCACAUGAUCAUCCACCAGGAGCGCCGGCAGAAGCUGAUGGAGGAGAUCCGCGAGCUCCGGGAGCUGCAGGACGAGGGCCGCAGCGCGCGCCUGCAGUGCCCGCAGUGCGUGUUCGGCACCAACUGCCCCAAGACCUUCGUGCAGCAUGCCAAAACGCACGAGAAGGACAAAAGGUACUACUGCUGCGAAGAGUGCAACUUCAUGGCCGUGACGGAGAACGAGCUGGAGGGCCAUCGCGCCGUGGCGCACGGGGCCGCGGUGAAGUGCGCCGUGGUCAUGUCGGACGCGGCCCACAGGAAGGCGCAGAAGAAGGCCUCCGCCAAGGAGCCCGUCCCGGCAGCCCGAAAGCCGGCCGCCCACCUGUGCAAGCUGUGCCCGUUCAGCGCGUCGACCAGAAGCGCCCUGAAGAAGCACGUGCAGUACUUGCAUUCCCCCGCAUGCGUUGACCCCUUUGGCAAUCCUCUUGGACUUGACAAAAGAAAAGGCGACGUCCCCGAGGAAGCUUCGGAUCCCGACGGCGCUAAGCCAGUGGUCAAACAACCAGCAACCACAUUUCCAAAGAACUCCGCUCUAAAGCAAGACGUUAAGCGACCCCUUGGGGUGAGUGCACAGUCAGGCCACUUCUCAAAAGUCCCUAAGAGGCCACACAGAGUGCAGAAGGCCCGGAAGAGCAUCGCCCAGUCUGCUGUCAGUACGUGCCAUCAAAACAGCUCCCCUCCCAAGAACGUCAUGGUUAAAAGCAGCACUGACCAAAAACCAAAGUAUUUCCAUCAGGCAGCAAAAGAAAAAUGCAAUGCCAAGGCCAAUAGCAGCCACUUCUAUAGACACAAGGAUGAGAACUAUAGGGUGAUCAAAAGAUCAGGUGAAUCAGACCCACUUCCUUUCCAAAAAGAGGGUGAUUCAUUAAGCUCUUUACGUCUGUUUUCAUCGUCAAGUAAUUCUCAUAAUAAUUUUAUUUCAGACCUUCAUAACCCAGACCCCGAAAGGCCAGAAAAUAUGAAAGAACACAAGCGUGUGCCCGGAAGAAGAGCAGCUAAGGCCUCAAAGAAGGAGCGCUCUUCAGGAGAGGACCUGGACAGCUACCCCGACUUCCUGCACAAAAUGACCGUUGUCGUUUUGCAAAAGCUCCACGGUGCUGAUAAGAAGGACAGCUACGAGACAGAGGACGACAGUUCCUGGGAGAAUGUGGAGCUGGGGGAGUACACCGCACAGGCCAUGGAGGAGGACGCCUACGCCGACCUGAGCCAGGAACACGUGAACUUGCUGCCCCUGUUCAAAAGCAAGAUGGAGAGCCAGGGCCCUGGAGACGGUGCCACCCUUAGUUAUGAUCAGAAUGACGGCUUUUACUUCGAGUAUUAUGAAGACGGUGGCACCAACAGUUUCUUACACGACAUACACGACGCUCAGCAUCUGGAAGGCGCAGAAACGCCUCUUUCGAAACACGGCUCCGUUUUUCACUGGACCGAUCUGUCUCUGGAGAAGAAGUCAUGUCCUUAUUGCCCAGCAACCUUUGAGACAGGCGUCGGGCUGUCCAAUCACGUCCGUGGGCAUCUCCACAGAGCGGGGCUAAGCUACGAAGCCCGCCAUGUUGUAUCCCCAGAACAGAUAGCCACAAGUGACAAGAUGCAGCAUUUCAGAAGAACUGGCACAGGGACGCCUGUGAAGCGGGUUAGGAAAGCUAUAGAGAAGUCUGAAACUACUUCCGAACAUACUUGUCAGCUCUGUGGUGGUUGGUUUGACACAAAGAUUGGGUUAUCAAAUCAUGUCAGAGGCCAUCUGAAAAGACUUGGGAAAACUAAGUGGGAUGCUCAUAAGUCUCCAAUCUGUGUUCUGAACGAGAUGAUGCAGAACGAGGAGAAGUACGAGAAGAUCCUCAAGGCGCUGAGCAGCCGCCGCAUUAUCCCCAGACCGUUUGUAGCUCAGAAGCUGGCGCCGGGAGACGACUUCCUGUCUCACAAUGGCUUUCCUCUGGAUGACUACCGGAAUGGCCUGAAGACAGAGGCGCUCUCGGUGUCGGCCUCAGAGGAGGAAGGGCUGGCUUUCCUAAAUGAGUGCGAGGAGACCAAGGCCGAGCUGCCCGCUGGGAAGAAGAGCCAGUCCCUCACACUGAUAGAACUUCUGAAGAGUAAAAGGCUGGGGGAAGACAGGAACUCUGCCAUCUCUCAGAAGAGCCAUAACCAGACAGCAAGAAAGAGGUUUGUUCAGAAAUGUGUUCUUCCGUUAGGCGAAGACAGUCCAUUGAUGUAUCAGCCACAAAAAAUGGACUUGACUAUGCACUCAGCCUUAGAUUGUAAGCAAAAGAAAUCACGGUCAAGAUCUGGAAGCAAGAAGAAAAUGCUCACGUUACCUCAUGGUGCUGACGAGGUGUACAUCCUUCGCUGCAGGUUUUGUGGCCUAGUCUUUCGGGGACCACUGUCUGUUCAGGAGGACUGGAUUAAGCACUUGCAACGACACAUUGUAAACGCUAAUCUUCCACGGACUGGAGCUGGCAUGGUGGAAGUCACCUCACUACUUAAAAAGCCGGCCUCUAUCACAGAAACUUCUUUUUCUUUGCUAAUGGCAGAAGCAGCGUCAUAGAACAAGGAGUUCUUUUAAAUAGCAAGUUUAAUUGGAUGUAAAUUUAAAAUUCUUUGUCUUUUUUUUUUUUUUUUUUGUAAGCCACAUGAAAGUAUCCAUUUAUAAAUAACCGAAGUAGGAAAAAAUGGGGGAAUGUGAAUCCCAGUGACGUGAGAAUAAGACAGUAAGUAGCCUAUAUUUUAUAUAGGGUGGAAGAGUGUUCUUAAGGGUCACUAAGUUGUUGGCUGAGUUGACUCAGCUAAAGGUCUCACACCCGAGAGCCACUUGGGAAAUGCUGCAUAAGGGUCCUCACGGACACACGUGCUGAAGGUGACGUUCUGCAGUGUUACACAAUCAAGGCUCUGGUUUCCCUCACUUGCAUAGAAAAUAAGAUACUAUAUUUUGUUGGUAUGUAUUUAGUGUUUUGUAUAAUACCAGGAACUGCUAACUAAAUUUACUCAACUUAGGGCAUUAAAUAUCAUGUACUUCAUAGUUUGAGACUGUUUACCCAAAUAGGGCAGAGUACUAUUCUAUCUAGAUGUGUAAGUGUUUUUUUAAAACCACAUGGAACGGUUUUUUUUAUACUAAAAAGUUGGAGGGAGAUUUGUUUAAACAAGUAUUUCUAAAAGAAAUAUGUACAUAGUCCUGGAAAUUAUUUGUGGUAAGGAAGUUUUCUUUACUCCAGUUGCAUUUCUCAGACAAUGAAGCGGUGCGCCCGUGCUACCUCCUGCUUUGUCAGCAAAGAUGCUAGCCCUUUCCAUUUUUGUAUCAUAAUAGAUUUUAAAAAUCUAAUGUUCUUUAUUGCAAGACAUACUUUUGUUAACAGAUUUGUUUCUUUGUAACGUUUUACGUACAGUUUGACAUGCUUACAGGACAGGGUUGUCUCUAUUUAACGUUGUAGACAUGUACUUACUAAACAAGACUCACUACACAGUUUAGAAUAGGCUUUCUCGUUUAUAUCAUCUUCCAAAUUUGAUCAGUUAGCAAGAUACUAAUGCUCAAGAUACUUCUACAUAUGAUGAGAAUGUUUACACUUUCAACUUUAGAACUUGUUUUGGAUGUGAUUAUAUGUAUGAAAAUUGUGUAACACUAUGCUCAUGCUAAGAACCGACAUAACGGAAUUACUGAAAUAAAUGUGCUGUGAGGAAUGGAAAAUACGGUGCAGGUGUCUUGGGUCAUGAUAAAUUGUGACAACUCCUUUAAACAGUCUCCUGUAACGGCUUAGUUCCUUUAAUCCAAAGCUAGCACCCUUCACAAACAGCGGUUUGUGUGCAGGCCCCGUUCCACAUCAUUCCUUGUAGUUGCUAACGUAGUGGAAUCAAGGAUAUGCAUUGAUACUUCUUCCCUUGUAAAUAAAGUGAAAAACAGGUAAACGAAGGAGUAUUUUGGUAGAGUGUAUACAUACCUCACUGCUGGUGAAAUUACUUUCCUAUGGUAUAUCUCCCUAUCAGAAAUCACUAAAUAAAAACAGUUCAAGAAUUACA